CGCUUCGGCGUCCGAAAGAGCCGGGUUGCUCGGGACCCAUAGGGGUUCUACUCCUGGAUACACGCGUGGUCUGGUGACCCAAAGAGAAGACGCCAAAGCAAACUCUUUGCCGGGUACCAUGUCGACCGUGGUGGCUCAGUCGCUGCAUGUUUUUGGUCUUCGAUCCCACGUGGCCAACAAUAUCUUUUUCUUCGAUGAACAAAUCAUUAUAUUUCCUUCAGGAAAUCACUGUGUGAAGUACAAUGUGGAUCAGAAGUGGCAAAAAUUCAUUCCAGGCUCAGACAAGAGUCAGGGCAUGCUGGCCUUGUCCAUCAGUCCCAAUCGGCGAUACCUCGCCAUCUCCGAGAUCGUGCAAGAAAAACCCGUCAUCACCAUUUACGAACUGUCAUCCAUCCCUUGCCGGAAGCGCAAAAUCCUUAAUAAUUUUGACUUCCCCGUUCAGAGAUUUAUUAGCAUGGCUUUUUCUCCAGACUCCAAAUACCUGUUGACUCAGACAUCACCUCCGGAGUCAAACCUUGUCUAUUGGCUGUGGGAAAAACAGAAAGUAAUGGCUAUUAUUAGAACGGACUCUCAGAACAAUGCUGUCUACCAGAUGAGACAACUGAGGCUCCAAGAGGUUGAGUCACCCACCCAAGUAUCACACAGGUGAGCUUCAAUCCCCAGGAUAACACUCAGGUCUGUGUCACUGGCAAUGGGAUGUUUAAGCUUCUCCGCUUUGCCGAGGGCACCCUGAAGCAAACCAAUUUUCAGAGGGGAGAACCCCAAAACUAUCUAGCCCACACGUGGGUGUCUGAAGACAAGAUCAUUGUCGGCACAGAUACAGGCAGGCUCUUCCUCUUUGAAUCUGGAGAUCAACGCUGGGAGACAAGUAUAAUGGUCAAGGAGCCCACCAGCGAGACCAGGAACCUGGAGGUGAUCCGGGAAUCGGAGAGCCUGAUCGAAUUUCCGCCAAUCAGUUCCCCGGUCCCUUCCUACGAGCAGGUCAUGAUGGCCAGUAACAACAGCCAGCUGGCCAUGCCCCAGGUGUUCGCCAUUGCAGCCUAUUCAAAGGGAUUCGCCUGUGCCGCUGGGCCGGGGAGAGUUCUCCUGUUUGAGAAGAUGGAAGAGAAGGAUAUUUAUCGGGAGAGCAGGGAAAUCCGGAUUCCGACAGACCCACAGAGCAAUGAGCGGAGUCAGUCGGACAAACAGGACAUCCUCUGCAUGUGCUUCAGCCCCUCAGAGGAAACCCUGGUCGUCAGCACCAGCAAGAACCAACUGUACAGCAUCACCAUGUCCCUGACGGAGAUUAGCAAGGGGGAGCCUGCUCACUUCGAGUAUCUGAUGUACCCCUUGCACUCCGCAGCCAUCACCGGGCUAGCCACGUGCAUCCGCAAACCCUUCAUUGCCACCUGCUCUCUGGAUCGAUCCGUUCGCAUCUGGAAUUAUGAAUCAAACACUCUGGAGCUAUUUAAGGAAUACCAGGAAGAGGCUUAUACAAUCAGCCUUCAUCCAUCGGGGCACUUUGUUGUCGUAGGCUUUGCUGACAAACUACGCCUUAUGAAUCUACUCAUUGAUGAUAUACGUUCUUUCAAAGAAUAUUCUGUCAGAGGAUGCAGAGAGUGUUCCUUUAGCAAUGGAGGUCACCUGUUUGCUGCGGUCAGUGGAAAUGUGAUUCACAUUUUUGCCACUACGAGCCUGGAGAACAUCUCGAACCUGAAAGGACACACCGGGAAGGUUCGCUCGGUUGCGUGGAACGCGGAUGACAGCAAACUGAUCUCUUGCGGCACAGACGGUGCUGUCUAUGAAUGGAAUCUGUCCUCAGGAAAGAGAGAGACAGAAUGCGUUCUCAAGUCCUGCAGUUACAACUGUGUUACUGUCUCCCCCGAUGCCAAAAUUAUCUUUGCAGUUGGAUCAGACCAGACCCUCAAGGAGAUUGCAGACUCUUCGAUCCUUCGAGAGAUAUCAGCCUUUGAUGUCGUCUACACAGCCCUCGUCAUCUCGCAUUCUGGGCGCAUGAUGUUUGUGGGCACCUCGGUGGGAACCAUCCGUGCGAUGAAGUACCCGCUGCCUCUGCAGAAAGAAUUCAAUGAGUACCAGGCCCAUGCGGGUCCUAUCACCAAGAUGUUGCUCACCUUUGAUGACCAAUUCCUGCUGACUGUUGCUGAAGAUGGCUGCCUGUUUACCUGGAAGGUCUUUGAUAAGGAUGGUCGAGGAAUCAAGCGAGAGAGGGAGGUGGGCUUUGCCGAAGAGGUGCUCAUUACUAAAACAGACAUGGAAGAGAAGGCUCAGAUCAUGCUGGAGCUGAAGACUCGUGUGGAAGAGUUAAAAAUGGAGAAUGAGUAUCAGCUGCGACUGAAGGAUAUGAACUAUUCUGAGAAGAUUAAGGAGCUAACAGAUAAGUUCCUGCAGGAAAUGGAGUCCUUGAAAACGAAAAACCAGGUUUUAAAAACAGAAAAAGAAAAGCAGGAUGUGUUCCAUCGCAAACGCAUUGACGACCUCCUAGACAAACAGAGCCAGGAACUGCAGGACCUGGAGUGUUGCAACAACCAAAAGUUGCUUCUAGAAUAUGAGAAGUACCAGGAAUUGCAGCUCAAGUCCCAGAGGAUGCAGGAGGAGUAUGAGAAACAGCUUCGGGAUAAUGAUGAGACCAAGAGCCAGGCCCUGGAGGAGCUGACGGAGUUUUAUGAGGCCAAACUUCAGGAAAAAACUACCCUUCUGGAAGAGGCACAGGAAGACGUCAGGCAGCAGCUGCGGGAGUUCGAAGAGACCAAGAAACAGAUCGAAGAAGAUGAAGACCGAGAAAUCCAAGAUAUCAAAACCAAGUACGAGAAAAAGCUUCGGGAUGAAAAGGAAUCAAACCUGCGACUCAAAGGAGAAACCGGCAUCAUGAGGAAGAAGUUCAGCAGCCUGCAGAAGGAGGUUGAAGAGCGAACCAAUGACAUUGAAAGCCUGAAGAGGGAGCAGGUGAAGCUGCAAGGGGUCAUUAAGUCCCUGGAGAAGGACAUCCUGGGCCUCAAGCGGGAAAUCCAGGAAAGAGAUGAGACGAUUCAAGAUAAGGAGAAGCGCAUCUAUGAUCUGAAAAAGAAAAACCAAGAACUGGAGAAAUUCAAGUUUGUACUCGACUACAAAAUAAAGGAGCUGAAGAAGCAAAUAGAACCACGAGAGGAUGAGAUCAAGGUGAUGAAGGAACAGAUUCAGGAGAUGGAAGCAGAAUUGGAGCGUUUCCAUAAGCAGAACACACAGCUGGAGCUGAACAUCACGGAACUGUGGCAGAAACUAAGAGCCACUGAUCAGGAGAUGCGCAGAGAGAGACAGAAGGAGCGGGACCUGGAGGCGCUGGUCAGACGGUUUAAGACAGACCUUCACAACUGCAUAGCGUACAUCCAGGAACCCCGGCUCCUGAAGGAGAAGGUCCGAGCUCUCUUUGAGAAGUACGUGCAGCGGGCAGACAUGGUGGAGAUCGCAGGGCUGAACACGGACCUGCAGCAGGAGUAUGCCCGUCAGCGGGAACACCUAGAGAGAAACCUGGCCACUCUCAGGAAAAAGGUGGUCAAGGAGAGUGAGCUGCGCCGCACCGAUUAUGUCCGCAUCAUGCAGGAAAAUGUCUCCCUGAUCAAGGAGAUCAAUGAGCUCCGUAGGGAGCUGAAGUUCACCCGCUCCCAAGUCUAUGACCUUGAAGCAGCUUUGAAACUGACCAAGAAAAUCCGACCACAAGAUGUUCCAGAGACAGUGCCCAGCGAGGCCAUGCCCAGCAUCGCUCCCACCAUGAGACUGAAUGAGCAAGAAGAAACUGGGAGAAUCAUCGAAAUGCAACGCCUAGAAAUCCAGCGCCUCCGAGAGCAGAUCCAAGAGCAAGAGCAGAUCCCGGGCUUCCACCCGCUCUCUGUCGUCCGGCUUCCUUCCCUCCUUGAGUCAGAAGUGGACUUUGAGGUGCAGACCAAGUGACCCCCUCUGGUAAGCCAUCUGCAGUUGCAUCAGAGGAAGCCCUGUGCCUCUGUCCCCCGGCCGGCUCUGGGCUGGCCCUGCAGUCCCUGCAGCACUGGCCACACCAGCCUCUUUCUCCUGCCCUGGGGAACUUGGGAC
This is a messenger RNA of Prionailurus viverrinus (fishing cat), 4062 nucleotides long. It is a transcript of the gene CFAP57, whose product is annotated as cilia and flagella associated protein 57. Lineage: Eukaryota; Metazoa; Chordata; Mammalia; Carnivora; Felidae. Gene Ontology annotation, molecular function: protein binding. The coding region runs from base 697 to 3924 and encodes 1075 amino acids. The transcript is spliced from 24 exons. The record is from RefSeq and is a predicted model, not a curated record.